Messenger RNA from Anopheles gambiae (African malaria mosquito), 4232 nucleotides. Its product is annotated as probable serine/threonine-protein kinase MARK-A. Gene Ontology annotation, biological process: regulation of DNA-templated transcription. The record is from RefSeq and is a predicted model, not a curated record. Gene Ontology annotation, molecular function: DNA-binding transcription factor activity; cis-regulatory region sequence-specific DNA binding. Gene Ontology annotation, cellular component: nucleus. The coding region runs from base 61 to 2787 and encodes 908 amino acids. NCBI's taxonomy places the organism in Eukaryota, Metazoa, Arthropoda, Insecta, Diptera, Culicidae. The transcript has 7 exons.
UGUGUGUGUGUGUGUGUGUGCCUCUUCUGCAUCCAUUUUUAAAACAUCCUCGGCAGCGUGAUGCAGCGUUCGCUGUACGUGACGCCGAGCUGCGGUGGUUCGUCCGUUACGAUACCUUCCCUGCUGACAACACUGAGCAGUCACACCGACCAGCAGCAGCAGCAGCAGCAGCUACAGCAGCACCAGCAACAUUACAGUGUCGUCACGCCAAUCGAUACGAUCACGCUGGAGGCAAAUCUCGGCAGUCCGACGGGGCGUAGUGCGCUCAAGCGCAAGCUGCCCAUCUCCGACCUGGAGGACCACUACCCGGUGUCGGUGACAGUGGCGGCACCGUACUCCUCCACCCUGGCCGACGGAACCGGCCCGCUCGGGACGAAGCAGCGCAAGGAUGUGGAGCAGGGCGGUGGCAUUGGCGUCGAGCUGCACGAGUUCCCCGCGUUCGGGCAAGCGUUCCAGGGCGUGUCGGGCAUUGGGCAGUUCUACGUGAUUGGACCGAACGACACUAACAACAACAGCUCGGCAAACCCGCUCAGCGAUGCGGAAGGCGAUCCACAUCACCACCACCACCACCACCAACACCACCAACACCAUCAUCAUCAGCAGCAGCAGAAUCAUCACCAUCAUCACCAUCACCAGCUGGCGACGUACAUCUACGACGUGCCGGGCACAAUCGAGACGGAAGCGACGGAGGUCAUCCCGAUCAGCGAGCACCACCUGACCUCGACCGUGCUGGCCCCGGUCGGCAGCGACGUGGUGCACCACACGAACGGAGGCAUCGUGCUGACCGACAUCAGCUCCUCCACCUGGACCAGCACGGCCGAGCUGCUCGAUCUCGACCGGAAGGCAGCCGGUGUGGCCGCGACCGUGCCGACGAACGUGCACCACCAUCGCUACUCCAUCGUCAGCACCGAGCAUCAGCACCAUCAGCAGCUACCGCCCCAACAUCAACAAACCACCCAUCAACAACAACAGCAGCAGCAGCAGCAUCACCAUCAUCAGCAACAUGCGCAUCUUACCUCACACCAUCAUCAUCAGCAGCAGCAGCACCAUCAUCACCAGCCCUACCAGCCGUUGCAUACACACCAUCAACCUCAGCAACAAUCGACAUCCUCGCCGUCCUCUCCCCGACCGCCACCCACUCUCCCUCCGCCUCCACCUCCUCCUCCUCCGCCGCCACCGCCACCGCCAUCAGCUCCCGCGACGCCUACAUCCUCCGCCGACACCCACGUGCACACCCAUCGCAACAAUCAAGAAUCAGUGAAUCAGCAGUUUGGCGGCGGCGGCGGUGGUGGUGGUGGUGCUGGAGGCAGCGGUGGCAACACCAGCCCGUACAACAAUGGCAUCAACAAUCAGAGCUGGCCGAAUGCCGGCGAGCCCGGCCCAAGGUCCACGGACGGGGGGAGCCCGCGGCGUGCCGACUCGACGACACCGGCCACUGCCGGGCUGACGCUCACGAACGGCAUGAAGACGCCCGAGCGAUUAGCAUCACAAACCCCCGACACACCAGAAGACUGCAAGAAUCUGUCAUGGCUGCUCAACUUCAAGCUCGACGACAUCCCGAACCUGUCGCCCCGCUCCAACCGGAAGCAGCGCUCGAAGGGAGCGUUCGGGUCGGGACCGGGUGGGGCGAACCAGGACGGCGGAGCCCUCCCUGGCAGUGGUGCCGCCGGUGCCACCGGUGGUAGUGCUGGAGCGGGCGGUGGCGGCGGCAAUGGCGGCCUGGGUCCCGAUUCUGGCACGGUGGCGAUUGAGGAGGGUGAUCUGAACGUCGGCGAGAAUGUGACGAUCGAGAGCAGCAACGGAAAGUCACCGAAGAAGCCGCCCUUCACCUACACCGAGCUGAUAGAGUACGCGCUGGAAGAGCAGGGCGACCUGACGGUGGCAGCCAUCUACCAGUGGAUCUCGGACCACUUCCCGUACUACAAAUCGCACGACGACCGCUGGAAGAACUCGGUCCGCCACAACCUCUCGAUCAAUCCGCACUUCCGCAAGGGUCGCAAAUCGUCGCACGGUUCCGGCCACCUCUGGACAAUCUCGAGCCGCAACUCGGAGGACAACUUUCUCGCCUGGGAGCAUAAAAAGCAACGCUUCGAGUGGUUCUUCAAGAUGGAGGCGAACGCACGCCUGCGGGAGGUCGGCACGAGUGACACGAUGACAGAUGCGGAGGUCGCCGCUGCAACGGCCAGCCUCGCACAGUACGUGCCGAAAUCGCCGGCCACCACCGGUUCGCCGGUAAGUCAGUGUCUGGAAACGAUCAACGCCGCUGCACAGGAACCGCAUCGACAGCAUCUGUCUCACACGCUGCAGCAGCCGGCCCAACAUCAGCAACAGCAGCAACAUCAGCAGCAUCAUCACCAUCAUCACCAUCAUCACCAUCCGCAGCAGCAGCAGCAACAGCAGAUAACGACGACGUACCAUGAGGCGCAGACGCUGUACGCGGACCUCAUCACCGGCGCGCAGUUUAAGGUGACGGCCAGGACGGAGCAGGAACUAAAGCAUCCGGACGAGGACGCAUUCAAUGGAAUACGGCGCGGUGCUGAGAUACAGAUCGAACGCCCCACGCAAACGAUCCAAACGUACGAGAUGCUCGAUUCUGCGGAGUACAACAUUGCCGACUACCUGAACCCGGUGCCGAAGGAGGAGAUCGUGCAGGAGUGUGGGCUGCGCUCGGUCGCACUCGAUCCAGCCGAGCUCGGCAUUAACAUCCCGUCGGCGAGCGGCCAGGACGACGACAUUCUGUUCGACGACUUCAAUCUCAACUACUUCGGCAACAACAUCAUGACCUGACGACGUGCCGCACUGCAGGAGGAGCAGGAGCAGCAACAGCAGCCUUCCACAAUACUGCUCGCUCCCCUGCUCGAGCCAGUCUUUGCCAUGGGCCACCAGUCCGUACCGAUCGACGGUACGGUGCAGCAGAUCGUUGCCAUGCUACCGACGACCGUCGUCGCUACGGCAGUCUCCACCAGCGCGCAAGGCGACGAACCUCCGCCGGCCUAGUGAGUGCUGGGAGAGACGAAGCGACCAGGAGACGAGAUGCAUACACAUAACCCCCUCAGACAGGCAGACAUGCUCCGAUGGAUCCUAGAGUCUAACGUUCCCCGUUUCCGUUCGCUCCACAGGUUUAGCAAUGCAGCAGCAAUGCAGGAGAGGUUAACGCGAUUACUCGUUAUUAGUUUGUGCCAUACGUAUAUUACGCCCGUUAGAUGAACGUGUUGUGCCCUUUGUGUGUGUGUGUGUGUUGUGUGUAUGUGCGUACGUGUGCGUGUGUGUGUGCAAUUUGAAAUGUAUGUUUGAAUUAUCGCAAAUCCCCCGACAGGGACUGCAGCAGCAAAAGUUUCAUAUACUUAAUACAGUUUAAAAUAACAAAAAAAAAACAACAACGAAGCUGCAGCACCUUCCCUUCUGGUGGUGCACGCAGCUGGUGCGCGGGAGCUUUUCGUUUAAUCUACUCAUUGUUCUAGUCAAAAGUAACAAUUUACCAAAAAAUAACAAAUAAACAAAAAACGAAGCGCCUCGCUCACUGUCUCUCUUUCUCUUUUGAGCAAAGUGUGUGCGUGUGUGUGUGUGUGUGUGUGUGUGUGUGUGUGUUGUGCACGUGUCUGUGCGUUUAAAAAUCACAUCCACACAUACACAAGGAACAAUCAACAUUUUAGUAGCGUUAUCCCUACGCCCACUCCUUACCUUAGCACCUGGAGCAGCGCACUCACACACACGCACUUUCCAAAAAGAGAACAUUUUUUAACAUAAGCAUCGGGAGCAGAAGUGAUUAGGGCAAACAACCCAUCCCAGUGCCAUUCGUACACAUCCUGCUCUCUCUCUCUCUCUCUCUCUCUUUCUCGUUUAGACAUUAAUCGUAAUCAAAGAAAGAACUCUCUCACACACGUGCACACCAAAAAUGGUUCACACAAAAUCGACCGCUCGCCGGAGCGCAUUUCCCAUUGGAUUUAGCUAUUUCGUACUUCUCUAGCUCUAAUGAAUUCAACCGAAUCGAAUGCAAAUUGUUGUUGUUUUUUUGCAAACAAUGGCAAGAAAAGAGAAAAGAAAAACCAAACGCUACUCCUCCGGCAGUCAACCGAUGCCUCCCGGCAGCACGUGGUGAAGCACGUGGCGCAGGGUUCGGAGGAUUUGGCGCCCAACAAAUUGUAAAUCGCAUUCCCUCUGGCACAUACCUAAAGUUCGUUCUUAACACACACAACAAAACAAAACAACAAACAAACAAACCCCCAUGCGAG